AGUCGACAAGAAGGCAUAAACGGGAUGGCUGCCCUCAGCGGGCGACACAAAGAAGGGAAGGGACAUGAGAGAUUGGUCUUUGGGUUGCAUUCUGGGGUGGUUUCUUACUAUCUAAAUUAAGCCUUUUUCCAAGUUCAGUUGUCUCCUUUCUGACUGAUCAGAAGCUACCCAGACACGCAGAUUUGUGCAUCAAUGUUGCUCCUUUCGCUUCCCUCGGCUCCCCUUCUGGGCCUCUCUUCUUCUUCUAUCUUUCUGAGAGCUACCCAUGGAAGAUGCCCCACGUUCCUGUUAGGCCCUCUCAAGAGCAGGAACAAUAACAGUGACAAUGACACUUCUCUUCCGCCUAGGAAGCUCAAUAUCAGAAGGUUGGGAGGAAGAUGGUCGGAACAAUCUUCUCCUUCGCGCUUGCAUUGUAGAGCUCAGCUGUACGACCAGCUUGCCCCCACAGCCUCUGCCGUCUACGGAACUCUUCUACUUGGCGGUGGCCUCUUUGCCUACGUACGGUCGGGCAGUAAGGGAUCGAUUAUUGGAGGAGCAGCUGGUGCUGUUCUAAUGGCAACGGCCUACUUUCUAAUGCAAGCUCCUGGAACAAGAGAUAUUGGUGAUGCAUUUGCAUUUGGAUCUGCCCUUCUAUUUUCUGCCGUAUUUGGGAUUAGAUUGGCAGCAACACGUAAAUUGAUUCCUUCAGGGCUUCUUUUGGGCCUCUCUGUUUGUGCACUGGCCAUCUUCUUUUCAUCGUAUAUGCAUGAUAAAUACAUAAUCAACGAUCCUCUAAUCAUGUGAUUUACCUGCUUCUUGUUGGUAUUAACUAGUAAACUGGUUAGUGUCCUCCAAGGCUGAGGUUGCAGGAUUUUAUUUUUUGCAGUUUCAGCAAGAUCUCUUUUUGCUUUCCAGCUGUGCAAUGUAGUUGUUAGUCUGAUCUGCAGUGAGCUAUUGAAUUUUAUUGUAAUAUCAAAAGCUCUGGACCUCUGGUUUGAGUUUUGUUUUCCGCGUGGUGAAUGAACAAAAUGUGAAUUUGAGUUC
Messenger RNA from Nymphaea colorata (pocket water lily), 1023 nucleotides. RefSeq names its product protein FATTY ACID EXPORT 4, chloroplastic. Gene Ontology annotation, cellular component: membrane. The transcript has 4 exons. The coding region runs from base 193 to 783 and encodes 196 amino acids. The record is from RefSeq and is a predicted model, not a curated record. Lineage: Eukaryota; Viridiplantae; Streptophyta; Magnoliopsida; Nymphaeales; Nymphaeaceae.